Molecule: messenger RNA, 1235 nt
Organism: Pollicipes pollicipes
Lineage: Eukaryota; Metazoa; Arthropoda; Thecostraca; Pollicipedomorpha; Pollicipedidae
Product: blood vessel epicardial substance
Exons: 7
Coding region: 76-1113 (345 amino acids)
Biological process (GO): skeletal muscle tissue development; heart development; regulation of membrane potential
Cellular component (GO): sarcolemma
Molecular function (GO): cAMP binding
Source: RefSeq, a predicted model, not a curated record
UCGGCCGGCACCCAGCUGGCGGUCCAGCUUGGCGCCGGCUCCUGGUGCUUCAUCGCGGAGGGUCGCCGCGCCGCGAUGGAAGCGUUACCGCUGAACCACUCGCUUGGCCUACCAUCGAUGGGCAGCACGUCGGAGCCGCCCUCCUGUACCAGCUGGCCGGCCGUGCACCGCAAGCUCUUCCAGGUGGCCAACCUCUUCUACCUGGCCGCCUUCGUGAUCCCGCACACAUUCCGGCUGAGCGCGGCGGCCAUGCGCGCGCUGCUGUGCGCCAGCCUGGUGUUGCUGGCCGCCUGGGCCGGCUGGGAGAUCUGCGCCCCGGACGCGCUCGCCUGGAGUCUGACGCUCCUCGCCGUCAACGUGCUGCACAUCGGCUACGCCGGCUGGCUGGAGCGGCCCUCGCGCGUGCCGCUGCACCUCAAGGAGCUGCACCGCAAGCUGUUCCUGCCGCUGCGCGUGGAUAACCGCGACUUCCGGUGUCUAACGCGCGGUGCGGAGGUGCACCCGCUGGCGGCGGCCGACGCGUACGCCGUGCAGGACGUCACGCCCACGUCCGGCCGGCUCUCUGUGCUGCUCACAGGGAAGCUGGAGGUGCUGUGUGACGGCAUCCACCUGCACUACGUCAUUCCCAACCAGUUUAUCGACUCCCCGGAGUGGGAGUCGGAGCGGGUGUUCGGCGGCCCGACCAACGCCGGCCUCGUCUCCAGCGUCAGUCCGCGGCUCGACCCGGACGACGUGUACCAGGUUUCUAUUACUGCUGUGGAGGACUCGACGUACCUGACGUGGAGUUCAACGUCGCUCUUGCUUAUCAUGAAGAAUAAUUGUUUUCUUAAUGCUGUGAUGCGCAACCUCGUAGGUAAAGACAUCUCGCAGAAGCUGUACCGGGUCACCGAGCGGAUGGGCGGCGGCCGGCACAAGGAGGACGGCGGCUGCCGCUCGGGCGGCCCCUUCAGCCCGCUGGCGCUCCGCUCACAGAGCGUGGACCGCGUGCACACCGGCACCAAGGGUCUGGUGCGCUCCCAGGUGUGGCUGGGCGGCGGCAGCAGGCGCAGCUCGCACGGCGUCGGCAUCGAGACGGCCGUGGCCCCGGCGCACCGUCCCUACCAUUUCCAUUGAGCCUCGUGACCACACCGCCGGUGGGUGCUCUCCGACAGUUGGCUCGCCAAACCGGGUCCGAGAACUAAGAGCAAUGCACGGCCACUCAUCCAUGGGCCGGAGCCGCCCAGCGCCAUCCGCCU